AUGACGAUGGUUAUUGAAAAUCAGAACCGCCAGUACGGCGGCAUGAGCUUCGACAAUGUCUACCACCACAACCCACCACAAUUCACAGACCCCUGGGCUACCGCGCAUACCACCUCUCACUCGACUCCCCCUGUCUAUGCGACAUCCAUGGGCAACAGUGCCAGCAUCCCCAUCAACCCCGUCAAGUCAGAGGAAGUCGGCCGACCAACCGCCAUGUCCAUGCCCUACCCCAACAUUCCCGUGUCGGCACCGUCGCUGGUGCCUGGCAGCAACUACACAGCUACUGGCUACGGCCCAGAGGUGAUGGCAAUGCAACAUGAUGUACCGCGCACUGGUUUUGAGCAGGCCCCCACCUACACCACAGCUCCCCCCAUGAGCAGCUUCGCGCCCUCCAGCUAUGCGCCAGUCAGCUACGCUCCCAUCCACCCUUCCCAGUCCCAAGACGCCCGUCGCAUGUCGCAUUCAGAUGCUCGUGUGGGUUCUUCUCAAGCUCCACCAGGCGCUCCCACCUUUGGAGACGCGCUCGACGCCAGCCGAGGAAUGGUGGCGCUCAGCCAGGAUUUGACUCCCCGGAACAUUUACGGGCCUCGCGGUGCCCGCGGUUCGACUGAUUCCUACGGUUUCCCUUCAACACACUCCUCUGCUUCCUCCAUUUCCUCGGGCGGCAACUACCCCUACUACAGCGCCUCCGUGGGCUCUGUGGAUUCUUCCGUGACCGAUUACAGCUCGAGCACCUCCGAGUCAUAUGAGUCGCGCACUCUGCCCCGGCCGACCAGCCUGUUGGCUGGUAGCGCGCCUGCCGGUCCCCAGUCUAUGAUGAGCCAGUUCAGCUCCAAGAUGCCCUCCAACACCCAAAAGAAGCACAAGUGUAAGGUCUGCGACAAGCGCUUCACGCGUCCUUCUUCGUUGCAGACACACAUGUACAGCCACACUGGCGAGAAGCCAUUCGCUUGUGAUGUUGCAGGCUGUGGACGACACUUCUCCGUUGUCUCAAACUUGCGUCGCCAUAAGAAGGUGCACAAGGGCGAGAAAGACUGCGGCUCCCAAGACGAAGACGAGUAAAUUUCUCGCUCAAAAGAUGCAAUGACCUUCUCUUCUACUCAAGUGAUUCAACUUGAGUCCCUUUGAGAGCUCUACCCUUCCCUACCAGCCUGCGCGAAAAAAAAGAGCGCGCCAAAUAUCCCUCCCACCCCAUACCCUCUAUUCCGACUACAGAACCCGCCCUUGCCUUCUGCCGAGUUUCGUCCAGUUCAACUGUGUUGACUCUGGAUUAAUUAGACUCAUGCUCCUCAUUGUACAACACUGUGGAUCUCAUUUCUCAUUUCUCAUCUAUUUCCUUCUACGCUACAUUACAGGGCUUUGGAAGUCAUAUAUACCCGUGUACAGGAUUCUGUCACACUCUGGGGUUCAUCGGAUACGGUACAAGGGCCACCAUGGGAAGGGAGAGCCAUUUCUUUGACGCAUUUUCACAUUUUUUCCUUUGUUUAUCAUGUUAUGACCAUAGAGGUUCCGGCUGGUUUGCGUUCCUGGUUGUUUCUUUCUCUUCUUUCGCUAGACACUGGGAGUCACCUGUUGUUUUUGUUUUCGAUACCAUGGGC
This is a messenger RNA of Penicillium pulvis, 1598 nucleotides long. Its product is annotated as C2H2-type zinc finger protein. The transcript has 3 exons. Gene Ontology annotation, molecular function: DNA-binding transcription factor activity, RNA polymerase II-specific; RNA polymerase II cis-regulatory region sequence-specific DNA binding. The record is from RefSeq and is a predicted model, not a curated record. Bases 1 to 1062 code for a protein of 353 amino acids. Lineage: Eukaryota; Fungi; Ascomycota; Eurotiomycetes; Eurotiales; Aspergillaceae. Gene Ontology annotation, biological process: regulation of transcription by RNA polymerase II. Gene Ontology annotation, cellular component: nucleus.